Molecule: messenger RNA, 276 nt
Organism: Sphaeroforma arctica JP610
Lineage: Eukaryota; Ichthyosporea; Ichthyophonida
Exons: 1
Biological process (GO): error-prone translesion synthesis
Cellular component (GO): nucleus
Molecular function (GO): DNA-directed DNA polymerase activity
Source: RefSeq, a predicted model, not a curated record
AUCACGUGCUCUGCAGGCAUCACAGCCAAUCGGAUGUUAUCCAAAGUGUGUUCAGAUCUCAACAAGCCGAAUGGGCAGUACUCGCUCCACAGAACGCGCGAAGCUAUCCUGGCCUUCCUACAGCCCCUACCCAUACGCAAGAUCAGUGGAAUUGGGAAGGUAUCUGAGCAGAUUCUUAACGGCUUGGGAAUCACCACCUGUGGAGAAAUGGUAGGCAUUCUCGUUCAAAUUAGCGUCCGGCAUAUGUUUAGAUUUCAUGUAAGUGAUAAGAUUUAG